AUGGCGAAGUGUGAGAUCACACUGAAAUUUCAAGACGACUCGAUUGUUGUGAGAGAUGCGAGAAUUAUCAAAAAAAUGGAGUUGGUGAAUCGAGCGAUCACUUCGGAGCUACCCAACUGGGAAACGGAAGACACCAUCUUCACACUGGACUCGGAAUUGCCAUUUUUGAAAGGAUUUGGAGUGUUCAUGAUUUCAAACAUUCUCAAAUAUCGACCACCGCCAGCCGAUGAUUUCACAACGAGAGCCGAAGAGUAUCCAGAAGCAAACGCGCUCGAUUUGGAUCAGCUGAAACCGAUCAUCGAGUUGGCGAACUACACGGAAUCGGAGGAUUUUAUGAAUUCGAUUGGAUUUGUGAUUGCAAAGAAAUUGGAUAAUUUGGAAGUGGACCAAAUUGCCGCGUUCUUCGGGGUGGAUUGUAGGGAUGAUGAGGACAUUUUUGAUGAGAAUGAUGGGUGGACUCAUCCCAAGGCGGAAAUGUUCAAAAGAUUGAAUCGAGAUCAGGCCGUGGAGCAGGAGGAAUAG
Messenger RNA from Caenorhabditis briggsae, 522 nucleotides. The transcript has 2 exons. Lineage: Eukaryota; Metazoa; Nematoda; Chromadorea; Rhabditida; Rhabditidae. The record is from RefSeq and is a predicted model, not a curated record. Bases 1 to 522 code for a protein of 173 amino acids.